UGAUAUGCGCUCAAACGCUGCUCUCAAAAUGCCGCGCUCUAUUCGACUCCGUGAAAUCACUGCGCUCGGAAUUGAAAACGCGGGUCUUUUUCGUAAACAAACGGUUCCGUGGUGUGUUUUGGUGCCGACGGAUCCGGAAAACGGCAACCCGCCAGAUCCCAUAUCAUAAUGGCCACAAAUGGGCAGCUUGAAAAUUUUCUAUCGGCAAAAUGGGGGACUACUGCUGGAUGGUCUCGUCGUAUUGACGAUUCGAGAAAUUGCCUUUUGGGUGUAGUCCCAGUCACUAGUCAACCUUCGACAUCGCCAGCACCAUGAACUCGAUGGUGGAAGCCAUGGAUCUGAUCGAGGACGAUAACAUCACCGGAGCCUCGGACGAUGACGAUGAUGACAAUGGGAGUAGCUUGGACGGAAGCGUCUACGAGGAUGGAACCAACCUCAUCGAUGUGGCAAUGGAGAACGAGGUUACGGCCCAGCUAGUAGCUGCCGGUGUCGUGGGAGUUGCUGCCGCGGCCGCCAUCACAUCCUCUAAAAAGAAAAAACGGCCACACUCGUUCGAGACCAACCCCUCCAUUCGAAAACGCCAACAGAACCGUCUCCUGCGCAAACUAAGACAAACAAUUUUUGAAUACGCUACACGUGUUGGCCAACAGGCAGUUGUGCUGGUGGCCACUCCGGGCAAACCAAAUAAUAUUUUCAAAGUCUUCGGAGCCAAACCACUGGAAGAUGUACUCAAAAACCUUCGAAACAACGUUAUGGACAAGCUAGAUGAGGCACUUGCCGCCCAGGCCCCGCCACGAGUGCAGGACGAUCCGUCACUGUUUGAACUACCACCACUGAUCAUAGACGGAAUCCCGACACCUGUGGAGAAGAUGACCCAAGCACAACUGCGAGCGUUCAUUCCACUGAUGCUGAAAUACUCCACCGGUCGGGGAAAACCUGGCUGGGGAAGGGACUCCACACGGCCUCCCUGGUGGCCCAAAGAGUUACCGUGGGCCAACGUGCGCAUGGAUGCACGCACAGAGGAGGAGAAACAAAAAAUCAGCUGGACACAUGCAUUGCGAAAAAUAGUCAUCAACUGCUACAAAUACCACGGCCGAGAGGAUCUUCUACCCGCAUUUAGUGAAGAGGACGAGAAGGCAAAUGCAAUCGCCACAGCGAACUCAAACGUGGAACAUCUUAAAUCUGAAGCCCAAGUCAUCACAACCACCAAUCACGGUGGCAAUCUUCUGGCCAGCAGUAGUUCCACGCUCACUGCCGGACAGCAGAUCGUCAUCCAGCAUCAGCCGACCACGGUUACCACGACGUCGAACCCCCAGACGGCCCAGAUCAUCAAGGAAGUGGUGUCAUCUGAUGGAACAAUCCAGAUCCAGCACCAGUCCUCCCCCACGCAGACCCUGAACGCGCAGGUUUGCCUCGACUCGAUGGCGCUAAGCGAUGUGGAUUAUACGCACACGGUGUUGCAAACGAUCCAGAAUGCCGACGGUACCGUUUCGAUCAUCCAAGUGGAUCCCAACAACCCCAUCAUAACGCUUCCAGAUGGAACCACCGCACAAGUGCAAGGAAUCGCAACGCUACAAGCCCAAAACGAUGGCGGAGUUCACACGAUUCAAACCAUAGCGGACACCCAGGGUGAAAGCAUGUCUGUAGAUCUCACUGAAGCAACUCUGGAUCAGAACGGACAGAUCAUCAUCACCGGCGAAGACGGCCAAGAGUAUUCGUACUCCGGCUUUCCGGUGAACGUCAGCGGCAUGAUCACUGUGCCGGUUUCAGCCCAGAUGUACCAGACGAUGGUGGCCAACAUCCAGCAGCUCCCGAACGGAGACGGAACGGUGUGCAUAACGCCAAUGCAGAUGUGUGAUCUAGUUGAGAAUAGUGAAACCAUGGAGACAAUAACGGUUGGACCGGGCAUGCACCAGAUGAUGAUACAGGGAGCACCAGGAACGGAACCCCAGGUGCUGCAAGUUCUCAGCCUGAAGGAUGCGUCUGUUUUGACCAAAGCGAUGGCUGCCAUCGGAGAGGCCAAAGGAGACGAGACAACCAUCAUCGAUCAGUAAUCAAACAACACUAUACAAUAACUGUGGGUUGGCACGUGAACAGCAUAUCUAGUCAUGUUUCUUUCUCGAAACCUACUCGUCUAAAGUUAUUUUUCUAGAGUGGCACUUCGGAUGCCAAUGAUCGGGUAGAAAAUACACAAUUUUCUAGUCUAAUUUGAAACGCUCAGUCUCGAUCACACAACGAUAUCUGACGUUUCUAGUCAACAUAUUUUAUUUUUCGUCGUUUUUUGAGGGGAAAACCUCCACCCAUUUGUGGAAUCUGUAAAUUAAUACAAUUUUAAAAACAUAUUUCAAUGUUUGAAUUAUGCAAUUUUUCGGGUCACAUACAAUAAGCUAUGAUUCAUUGACAUCCUCAAAAAAUCAUCGUGUAUAUAAACAAACGUUUUGCAAUCUCAAACAAUCAUUCCAGAUAUAAUGAUCAAAGCAUAAACAAGAAACCUAUAAGAUAAAGUCUGUACAAAACUAUUGUGAGAAACAGCUUUUAAUCCAUUUCCAAACAUUGAACCCCAGCAAAAAUAUGCAUCAGGAACACUCAAAUGGAAUCUAGUCGAAAAUCCAGAGCCGGGUUUCACGAGUUUGUUGAAAACACUUCGAUGCUCGUGUGUUGUUUAUUUCUUUUUGUUUUAAGUUUAUUCGAACCCUCGAAUGCUAGUCACCAUUUCAUCAUAAGAAAAAAAAAAGAAUCUUAGACCUGCUACCAACCUUAUAAUUUUGAACAAAUCUCUAAGGGCUAUCGCACAGGUGAGGUGGUAAAAAUGAAAAUCUACCCAAACGAUGUGUAGAAGGCUCGGAAAAUCAAAGAAGUACCGUUGAAUUUCAUCAACAAUACCACGUUACUUAUGAGGUUGCUCUAAACUAGCGACAGUAGUUUAAGCUCAUCCCUUUUGGCACCAAAGAUGUCCCUUCGACGUUUCAAAGUGUGCUGACUCCCAUGUUCCAAAUUGAGCAUCUUUUGUUCUCUCAAAAUCUCAAUCACCAACGCAAAAAAUAUUCAAAACGCUAUAAUGUUUCCUGUAACUAGUAAAAGUUUCGGUUCCUUUGUAGGGAGAGUUACAAAAAAAAAUACACUAGAGGUAAAGACUGAUCCAUCCUGAGGGAUUAGAAUCUA
This is a messenger RNA of Uranotaenia lowii, 3162 nucleotides long. It is a transcript of the gene ewg, whose product is annotated as DNA-binding protein Ewg. Gene Ontology annotation, molecular function: RNA polymerase II cis-regulatory region sequence-specific DNA binding; DNA-binding transcription factor activity, RNA polymerase II-specific. Gene Ontology annotation, biological process: regulation of transcription by RNA polymerase II. Bases 312 to 2054 code for a protein of 580 amino acids. NCBI's taxonomy places the organism in Eukaryota, Metazoa, Arthropoda, Insecta, Diptera, Culicidae. Gene Ontology annotation, cellular component: nucleus. The transcript has 10 exons. The record is from RefSeq and is a predicted model, not a curated record.